AUGGCGGCCGCCGCUUGCGGUCCGCAGGACGGCAGCAGUAAUAACACAACCAAGGCGCAUAAAGAACAUCCACGGAAAAGUAGGGAUUCACGUCGGAGAAAGGCAGCACUGUUGUUUUUGAACAAUAUCUCUUUAGACGGACGGCCGGUGUACGCUCUCAGCAAUGGAAUCCCUGGCCUCAGAGAAACCGGGCACCAGUGUCCUGAGGUUGGACCUCCGGUGGUUGGCAGCUACAGAGCCUUCACCCAACUGUCCCCUUCCUUCAUCGGUGGGACUAUUCCUUCACUGGGGACUGGUACCUGCCCACUGGCCCCGGUACCCACCGGAUUAGCGGGGCACGGUCAAGGGUCGAAUGAAGUGCUCUCGGAGGGGGGAAGAAUGGAUCCUUUGUCGUGCCAAGGAUUUUCCCUCUCUCCGACCUCUGGACCCCAGAGUCCUAAUUUAAUCCCCAGUAAACCGGUCGUCGUGUGCUCUGGUUGUAACGCCGCGCCACUGGAUCUCCGUCAAAGAACACCUAACCAGUCAGGGUCUCCGGGACGCAGGGUGUCCAAGAAGGUGCACUUCAUCAAGAACAUGAGGCAGUAUGACACUCGAGGCAGCCGGAUUGUUCUUAUCUGUUCCAAGCGGUCUCUCUCUGCUGCUUUCUCUGUCUUGCCCUAUGGAGAGAGCUUUCACAUCAGUGAUUCAAAAUUGGAGGCCCAGAGACAGAGGCACUCAUCAGGGGGCACAGCUGAUACAGUUCCUGUACUGGAGGGUGUGGAGUUAGGGGAUUUUGGAAAGACAGUAUCCUAUGCCAGAUUCCUUCAACCUACCAAUGCCCUGAUCAGGCAAAAGAGCAGCACGCCCCUGGAAGCGAACGCAGUACAGACGCCUGUGGUCCGAAACUGGAUGAGUGGCCCAAAGAGUUUCACCACCCCACGUCUUAACAGCAGUGUUGGCCAAGAGGCUGGGGCGGAUGAGUUGUCAGAGUAUGACCCCAACCUACUAAGUGACCCGAAGUGGCCUUGUGGAAAACACAAGAGGGUCUUAAUCUUUGCAUCCUAUGUGACCACAGUUAUUGAAUAUGUAAAACCAUCUGACCUGAAGAAAGACAUGAAUGAGAUGUUUAAGGAAAAGUUUCCCCACAUUAAGUUGACCUUGAGCAAGAUUAGAAGUUUGAAAAGGGAGAUGCGUGCAGUGAGCGAGGACUGUGGCCUACAGCCAGUUACCAUAGCGAUGGCAUAUGUGUACUUUGAGAAGCUGGUGCUGCAGGGUCGACUGAAUAAGACCAACAGAAAACUUGUGUCUGCAGUCUGUGUACUGUUGGCUGCCAAGAUCAGCAGUGAUUUGAAGAAGUUGGAAGUCAAGCAACUGAUUGAUAAGCUAGAGGAGCGCUUUCGAAUAAGUCGGCGGGAGCUGAUUCCUCUGGAGUUCCCCGCGCUGGUUGCGUUGGAGAUGACCCUUUACCUGCCAGACAGCAAGGUCAUGCCCCACUAUCGCAGGCUGGUGCAGCAGGUCUAGGAGCACAAAGAAGACCUUCCAGCAGUGCUCCUGAACCCAAGAGGCACUGUCCGACAUCAGUGCUCACUACAUACCGAGGGGCUUUUAGCUGUGUUCAGCAGUCCUGUUGGUCUAGAGUUCAAAACCACUUUUCGAGCUUCCUUAUAACAACUCUCGCAACUCAUAAAUGUCUUGAAAUUGUAUUCUUAAAACUGAAAUUGUUUUUAAUUUGUUGAUUAGAUUGAAGGUGGUCAAACAAUUGUAAUAACGUGUUUAAUUGUUGACAAAUAGUACAGCUCAUCAAAUUGAUCAGAAUUCUAUUUUUGAAUUUUUUUAUUUUUUAUUUUUUUUUUAAAUCCUGAUUUUUACAUUUUUCCUAAUGUACCAUUAUGUUUAUCAACAUUGCUCCAUAUUUAUUCAUCGGUAUAUAUAGAUACAGUUUCUAGCUACAGGCAUUAUACAUGAAGAAUGAUGUCUGUCUUUUUUAAUGAGGGCAGGUGUGGGUGUUCUUUUCAGUUCAGGGCCUUACGGUAGGUUGUCUCUGCCAUUCUGAAGUGCUCUAUGUUAGAGAUGAUGUUUACCUGGCACAUUAUUUGUGCCAUCCUGUUCCAUGUGCUCCUCUUUCCUGUCACCACUUUCAUUCAGCUGACUAUAGAUUGUAAUUUUAGUGCACAAGGAGUCUGAGGAGCAAAAUUAGUUUAUGUAUUUCUAUCUCUCAAAAUGUUCUGUAGGUUGAGUUUUGAGUGCCAAUUCUUCAGGCUAGCCAGCAACAAUUUGUCUGAUCCAAGACAAUUUAAUUUGAAUCACUGUAUUGCACAAAGAAAUCUUAAAAGCUGUUUGUGAGAAACUUUCAUUAUUUAUUUCUUGAAGCUGUGAGUAUUUGUUGCUAAAAUGUUUUGGCUAGGGUACUAGUGCUACUGCACGUACCACUGAAUAAUAAGGUUGGGUGGUUAGUCAGACCAAAUGCUGGAUCCAGAUUUACUACACUGAGGAUUGUCCAGUACCAGUGAAACCAGUGACCUUCAGUGAGCCAUCACCUGUCUUAUGUGUUGUAAAGCGGUGUUUCUAUCUUGUUCCUUGUACUGUAUGCUGCACAUGCAUGUUUUUGUUUGGUUUGUUGUCUUUAAACAACCUCUCAUUCAGAGUAAAACGCUGUAAAUUAACAGCACAAUGGUAGCUUAGCUGGCACCACAAUACUGUGGAUGGUUAUGGUGUUGGGUUUCCUUUCAUACGCAUUCAUCUUUGAAACUACAGCCAUUGUAGAAUAUGAACUUACAUGAAGUAACCUGUGUCUUAUUACUUUGAGAUUGCUUUAGUAUUUUGAGAUUACACAGCCAGCCUGUGGUCCUACACAAUUUUUUCCUCAGGGAGUGUGAAUGGUUUUGUUAGCACUCUUUGAUGUGGUCUUUUAUUUGAAAGAAAAGCAUUUUCAGUAUUAAGUUUAAUAUUGUUCUAUUGUUAGUAAACUCACUUAAUAGCUAUUUAUUUUCAAUAUAAACCUCAGACUAUUCUCACUGUAGUGCAGCAUGAAGUGCCUUAUUACUUUGAUCAUUUUGCUGACAUGAUUUGCACCUUCACAUCAGUGUCUAACAGACCGUUCGUUUGACAACAGCUUUAGACACUUCACAGUCCAACAUCUUAUAUUCUAUUGGCUGUCUCAGAUCUGAGACUGUAUAGACACAAGCAAAUUUGAUAGAUGCAGCAGAAUGAGAAUAAGCAAACUACUUUUAUUGUGAGCAUAUAGCUGUCUUGUGUACGAAACCUCUUUCCCCCCCCCACCCCCAAGAGAUUCAUUUCUGAAAUGGUAUGAAGUGAUAGCUUAGACUGUGUAUAAGCACAAAAUGUAACGUAUUGUGCAGUAUGGACAUGAGGUUUUGUAACUUUUCUUUUGCAUAGAGAUUCUUUUAUAAAUAUAUUUUUUUCUGUUGA
This is a messenger RNA of Electrophorus electricus (electric eel), 3408 nucleotides long. It is a transcript of the gene cables2a, whose product is annotated as Cdk5 and Abl enzyme substrate 2a. The record is from RefSeq and is a predicted model, not a curated record. Gene Ontology annotation, biological process: regulation of cell cycle. Lineage: Eukaryota; Metazoa; Chordata; Actinopteri; Gymnotiformes; Gymnotidae.